Molecule: messenger RNA, 2520 nt
Organism: Phaeodactylum tricornutum CCAP 1055/1
Lineage: Eukaryota; Bacillariophyta; Bacillariophyceae; Surirellales; Neidiaceae
Exons: 1
Coding region: 1-2520 (839 amino acids)
Molecular function (GO): methyltransferase activity
Source: RefSeq, a predicted model, not a curated record
AUGAAGCGCGGUUCUAGAUGUGUCCAAGCUUCGCUACUUGCUUUGGGUUUCGUAGCCUUGAGCGAUGGCUUUUCGAUGGCGUCAAAGCUUCCCACGAGUCGCCGAACGUUCGAGCCAUUUGCAGCGUUACGAGCCGGCACAGAAGGCGGUGGCAAACGCAAACAAAUUACCAUUAAAGAACUUCAAGAGAAGAUGCUGAAAAGUCCGUCCAAGUAUUCCGCAAUGGGCACGGAGCCAUCCAGAAAAAAGAAAGCUACCCGUCGCACUCGUCGCCGUGUCGAAAGCCCAAAACAACAGUACCUGUAUGCCUCACAGCGAUCGGCAAAGCAGCAAGCGGUAGCACCGGCAAAAAAAGACAUUGGAAAAGAAGAGGGAGAAAAUGAGAAUGAAAAUGAAACGGUGUUUACUGUCGAUACACGCAACCCUCUCCUGCAAGCAAAGGAGUUUGGAAUGGUGCCGGCAACUCAGCAUUGCGAUCCUUUAGUUGAUGGACUGAAGCCUAGGCUCGUUGGUCAGAUUCGUAUAAGUGAAGAAGCAGGAAGCGGAUCGUUCGCUUACUUGGUUGAAAAGCCUGCCGGCUGGUCGAUACUAGGCAGUCAAGCUUCCAAAUCAAAAAAGACGACAGCGAAAGGAACGGUCACAGACACCGAAGAGAGCAUGCCAGCGGUUCAGGAGCAGCGUCGUCGCAAGACAAAAACGCAGGUCAAACUCGUCGAUGAAGAUGGAAACAUUGAUAUUUUAGAAUACAGUGAAGAGGAUAUCUUGGCUCUCUUGACGCCCGAGGAGCUAGAAGAAAUGAAAGAGGACCUGGGUACGGAUUUUCAAGCUCCUGCUCGCAGUAAGCGGCUCGCUGCGGAUCUAAUCAUGCCACCGAAAGACGAUGAUCCCGAUUCUUCGGUUCGUAGCCAUAUCAAAGACGAGCAUCGCGACCUCGACGAAGAAACGCUGUCUAACCUACGAAGGAUAGAAGGUCGAAAGCAAAGAGCGAGUGAAAUCGCCACCUUUGCGGAAGCAGCGCGGCCUUCUGUCAUCACGUGGCUAAAGGAUGUGAAGGCUGGUGAAGGUGUUCCUAUUCGUGGUGGAAACUUCUGGACUGCUAUAGCUGGAGCGUGCGAAGUUGAUGAUUCGGGAUUGGUUUUGCUGUGUCCAAAAGCCAAUACAGAGAGGAUAUUUGUAGAGUAUGCAGAGUACGUGACUGUUGUUGGAAACGGCGGUCAUUUGGUCCCGAGGAGCAAGGAGAACAGAAACGCUGCAUCCUCGUCAAAUGAUGUCAUCAAGUUUGAAAUUGUUUCAAAGGUUCGAAAAGGAAGAGGCGACGAUGCGAUUCAAACUGUAAGAGUGUUGAUUCCGGAUAAAACUUCAACUUGUUCGAGUAUUGUAGAGCUGUGUCAAAAGCAAUUCCAGGAUGGAAUCCGUGGUGAUCCUGCUGGUAAUCCUUUUGAUCGACGUGCAAGGCGGCGUCUUAUCCAUUGCGAAUCCAUGUCCGUCUCUAGUUUGGUGUUCGACGAGACGUGUGAAGUGGAAACUGACAUGUUUCCAGACGAUAUUGCGGUUUUGGCGGAUCGGCGGAAUCAUCUCGAGUACACGACGGGUUCCUUCUUGGGCCGCGCUUCGCUUCAGCAAAACGAAAUGACGAACGCGUACCGAGAAGUAAAUGGAGCUGCAGAUGGUUUCCCGGGGUGGACCGUGGAUCGCUACGACAAAUGGCUAUUGGUGCAACACGACCCGAAAGAGCCUCGUGGCCCACUUCCUUCGAUUCACGACGGUAACACACUUGGCAUUUACUACAUUGAGUCAAGUCCGGACCGCAGCUCCAUGGGUGCAUCGACCAAUGCGAGAGCUCGAUUGUUAGAAGGAAAGCCUGCUCCUGAAUUCUUUCCGAUUGUCGAGAACGGUGUCAAAUACGUGGUGAACCUGGAUCGAGACCUAUCCACGGGUAUCUUUUUGGACCAGCGCCCACAAAGAGCCUGGUUGUCCCGCAACUGUUGUGUGGAUACGCAAGUAUUGAAUUGCUUCGCACAUACAGGGGCCUUUUCCGUAGCUGCGGCUUCGACAGGAGCAUCCACCGUGAGUAUUGAUUUAUCCAAGAAGUGGUUGGAUCGCCUGUCUACUCACUUGGAAGCUAACGACAUUGAGUUUGAUGAACGACACGACGCAAUCUACGGGGAUUGUUUUGAUUGGUUAAGUCGAUUGGCAAAACGAGGAGAAAAGUACGAUAUUGUGAUUUUAGAUCCGCCGUCGUCUAGUGUUGGGGGUCGCAAGAAGAAGCGUUGGAGCAUCAAGAACGACAUGGACGAGCUCGUUGCACUUGCUGCAAAUUUGGUCAAAAAAGGCGGUCUCCUUUGGACUACGACCAACAGCGCCAGCACUCACCCUAUCAAGUUCGCACGCCUUUGCCAAAAAGGCCUUGACGACGCCGGUAUCGAAAAUGCGAAGUUGGAACGGAUUCAGCCGAUGCCGGCCGACUUUCAAACGAUCGGACCGCAGCCAGUGACAAAUCUUGUGUGGAGAAUACCAUAG